Molecule: messenger RNA, 2655 nt
Organism: Linum trigynum
Lineage: Eukaryota; Viridiplantae; Streptophyta; Magnoliopsida; Malpighiales; Linaceae
Source: the annotation of a GenBank genome assembly
AUGGAUGUCUGCAAGGUUGUUGGAAUCGAGUCCAUAAAGGUUCGGGCACAUGAUGGUUCGUUCUGUACCGUGAAUGAUGUCAGGCAUGUUCCACGAAUGACAAAGAACCUGAUCUCCUUAAGUCUACUCGACAGCAAGGGUUUCAGUUUCAAAGGAAAAGGUGGAGUUGUGUAUGUCUGCAAAGGUUCAAGGAAGGUGCUGAAGGGCGUGAAGCGUGGGACCUUGUAUGCAUUACAAGGGUCCGUGUUGUCUGGUUCUGCUGCAGUUGCAUCAUCUCGGGUUCAUCAGGAAGAUAUGACCACUCUCUGGCAGAUGAGAUUGGGGCAUAUGAGUGAACGGGGGAUGCAAGUUCUAUCGAAGAGGGAUCUUCUUUGCGGGCACAAGGUGCAGAAGUUGGAAUUCUGCGAGCAUUGUAUGUUUGGGAAGCUACAUCGUAGAAAUUUUCCCAAGAAGGGUAUCCAUCGGACGAAGGGGAUACUAGAUUACCUCCACUAUGACUGUUGGGGUCCUUCACGAGUUGAAUCCAUUGGAGGUAGCAGGUAUUUUCUGUCUAUUAUUGAUGAUUAUUCGAGAUUUACUUGGAUUUUCAUGAUGAAGCAGAAAAGUGAGGCUUUCACGAAAUUCAAGAAGUGGAAGACAUUGGUGGAGAAUCAGAUCGGGAAGAAGAUCAAAAAGCUACGAACAGACAAUGGUCUGGAGUUCUGUAAUUCUGAGUUCAACGAAUUCUGCGAGGAUGAAGGGAUUUCCCGUCAUCGGACUGUGAGAGAUACACCUCAGCAGAAUGGCGUUGCAGAAAGGAUGAAUCAGACAUUGUUGGAGAGAGCACGGUGCAUGCUCUCUAAUGCUGGACUAGAGAGAAGAUUCUGGGCAGAAGCAGUGAACAUGGCGUGCUUCCUGAUCAACCGUGGACCUGACACAGGUAUCGAGUUUAAGACUCCUUAUGAGGUGUGGUAUGGUAAGCCUGCUGAUUACUCUUCACUGAAAGUUUUUGGGUGUCCUGUUUAUUAUCAUGUGGAUGAGGGUAAACUGAACCCAAGGGCAAAGAAGGGUGUAUUUGUGGGUUACAGAGAUGGAGUUAAGAGAUUUCGAGUCUGGUCACCUCCUGAGCAUCGAGUUAUACUCAGUAGAAAUGUGAUAUUUGAUGAGAAGUCUAUGUUUAACCCCAUGUUGAAGGUUAUUGUUGUUGAAGGUAUUAGGAAUGUUGAUAAGCAGGUGGAGCAACAAACUCUCAAUGAGAGUGAGUUUGAGCACCAAGGUGGAGCUGAUCAACAUGAGCAUGUUUCUAUAGAGUCAGAAACUUCACAGUCCAGUGCAGGAGCUCAACAGUUUAUAGCUUCCGGUAGACCGAAGAGAGCGACUGUAGAGGUACCUCCAAAGAGGUAUGGUUUCGAGGACAUGGUAGCGUAUUCAUUUCAGGUUGCUGAAGAAGUGGAUGCAGGUGAGCCACAGUCCUAUAGAGAAGCCGUUUCGGGUGGCGAAGCUGAUAUGUGGCUUGCCGCAAUGGGAGAUGAGAUGGAAUCCCAUGACAGGAAUCAGACUUGGGAGCUAGUCAAUCGACCACAAGGAAGGAAGAUUGUUACAAACAAGUGGAUCUACAAGAAGAAGGAAAGAAUCACUUCUAAAGAGGGCAUGAAAUUUAAAGUUCGGGUGGUUGCACGAGGCUUCUCGCAGAGGGAAGGAGUUGACUACAAUGAGAUUUUCUCACCAUUGGUCAGACAUACUUCGAUGAGAGUGCUACUAGCAAUAGUGGCACAUUAUGACUUGGAGCUCGAGCAGCUAGACGUGAAGACAGCUUUCCUACAUGGAGAGUUGGAGGAAGAAAUUUACAUGACUCAGCCAGAAGGAUUCAAGGUUUCGGGAAAAGAAGACUAUGCUUGUAAGCAGAAGAAGUCCUUGUAUGGACUUAAGCAGUCUCCGAGGAAGUGGUACAAGAGAUUUGACAGUUACAUGCUUGAGCUGGGCUACAGCAGAAGUCCAUAUGAUUGUUGUGUGUAUCACAACAAGGUAGAUGAUGGUUCGAUGAUCUAUCUUGUUCUGUAUGUGGAUGAUAUGCUCAUAGCUGCGAGGUCAAAGUCUGAUAUCCAGAAGUUAAAGGGGCUUCUCAGUGCUGAGUUUGAGAUGAAGGAUUUGGGAGCUGCUCAGAAGACCUUGGGUAUGGAUAUUUACAGGGACAGGUCGAAGAAGAAACUUUUCUUGUCACAGAAGAGCUACAUCCAGAAGAUACUGUCGAGGUUUGGCAUGUCUUCAGCAAAGCCCUUAAAUACUCCUAGUGCUUCAAAUGUUCAUCUAUUCUCAGCUUAUGCACCGCAGUCAGAGGCUGAGAAGGAGUACAUGUCGAGAGUCCCAUAUGCUAGUGCAGUAGGUAGCUUGAUGUACGCUAUGGUAUGCACUAGACUUGAUCUUGCUCAUGUUGUUAGUGUUGUCAGCAGGUUUAUGAUACAACCCGGGAAGGAGCAUUGGCAGGCUGUGAAGAGGAUCUUCCGGUACCUUAAGGGUACACUUGAUGUGGGGAUUAGCUUCGGAAGUGAUACAAAGUGCUUGGUGUCUGGGUAUUCUGACUCGGACUAUGCUGGAGAUGUUGACACGAGGAGAUCGAUGACCGGUUAUGUAUUUACUCUUGGGAGUUCUGUAGUGAGCUGGAAGGCAACUUUGUAG